This is a messenger RNA of Plasmodium gonderi, 2499 nucleotides long. RefSeq lists its product as hypothetical. The record is from RefSeq and is a predicted model, not a curated record. The transcript has 2 exons. Lineage: Eukaryota; Apicomplexa; Aconoidasida; Haemosporida; Plasmodiidae. The coding region runs from base 1 to 2499 and encodes 832 amino acids.
AUGCCCUCCAAAGGGGUAGUAUAUCUCCAUGCGUAUGAAGAGUUAAAAAGGGUUUUUAAAAAAUGGCAAAUUUAUGAAAGUGGUAUAUUCAAAGCCGUAUGGUGUGCGUAUAGCUCAACCCGUGGUAAAUAUAACAAAAGUGAAAAAAAAAAAUUUCUCAUAUCAUCAUCCAAAGUGACUAAUGAUUUUAAAAAUGAACAACGUGCGAAGAGAAAUGGCACAAGCUGCAAGAAGCUAGAUGACACACACCGAACGAACCAAAAUGGCAUUCACAGUGAGGGAAAUUUUUAUCUCAACAAAAUAUUAGAUAGAGAAAACGAGAACGCAAAAAAAAAACUCGAAAAAAAUGAAAUAAGAGAAAUUGUACCAGUUAACAGAAUAAGUAAUAGUUAUAUUAAAUAUUUGUUGCAAAAGAAGGGCUUAUAUUAUGUAUACACAUAUCAGUAUGCACUUAUUGAACUACUAAAUUAUAGCAAUAACCUUUUAAUCAAUUUGUUAUAUUCUGAUUGUAUGAUAUCAUAUAUUACUUAUUCAAUUUACAAAAUAAAUGCACCUAAUGUGGAUAUACAAGAAGGAGAAGAACUUUCGAAUGAAGAAGACGGAAGCAUAAUUUUCUCAAAAGAUAAGAUAAAAAAGAAACAAAAAAAAAAUUAUACACGACAAGAUAAAUCGGUUCUGAUUGUAGCCUCAUCUCAAUCACAAAGCUGCGCAAUUCAUGAAACGAUUAUAAAAUUAAAACCUCCAGAUAUAUCAACAUACUUGAUAAAUAACAAAGGAAACAUUCAAAAUGUACAAAGUAAUUAUUUUCUUUAUAAUAUAAUGAUUUUAAAUAUGGAGAAAUUCCCCACUGAAUAUGAUCUUUCUAUUUUAUUAGAUCAUGUAAAUCUUGUCAUAAUUGAUGAUGUAAGUGAAUUAUAUGAGCUAAAAAUGUGCAAUGUCGUAAAAAAGCUUUUAACAAGCUUUAAGGAAAAGCACGACAAGGGUGAUAUAUCACAAAUUCUCAUAAUAAAUAAGUUGUAUAACCAAUGGGUUAUAAAUGAUUUGUUGCAAUAUUUAAAAAGUAUAAAGUAUGAGAUUCGCUCAGAGGACUAUUCGAGUUUCCUUAGUUCUUAUAACGUUCACAAUGUUUUUAGUACCUCUCGCGCUGAUACAAAGGGAAGAAAUAUUCGUGAGAAAAUAGAAAGCUACUCGAUUCCUGUAGAAGAAAAUAUUCGCACAAGAAUGAGAAGUCCCUUUCACUACUUCAAUCUACGAGAAUACAAAAAGAACAACUGUAAACACCUCAGUGUUUAUGUUCCCAUAAAUGAAGACAAAAAAUUUUUAAUUUUGUUUUACCUAUUAAGGAAAAACAAAGAUAAGAAAAUUCUAAUUUAUUACAACAAAAGUGACAUAUACUCAUUCUACCGAUCUAUCAAUUCAUAUGUAUCAUGUGUAUUAAUAUCGAAAUUGUAUAAAGCAGACUACAAGAAUAGUAUAGUUAAGACCUUAAACAAAACGUGUGAUUACGUGUUAAUUACUGAUGACAGCAGUAUACAGAAGGCUCAUCCCGUUUAUGUUCAUUUGUACAUACAUUACACGUUUUAUGAAAGUGCAAAUUCGUAUGUGGAUACAUUGUUUAAUGGUUUUUCUAAUGUGGGGGAAGUUGACAUAAGUAAGAGUUACAACGUGAACACUGUAUCUGGAAUAAGAAAUUCUACAAACGACCAUGUUGGAAUAGUUCACCCACUCCCUGAUACCCAAUCCAUCUUGUUCUACAAUAAAAAUCAGCGCAAAGAGUACGAAUCGUUAAACGCUAUUUUUAGUUUCAACCAUUAUCCACUACCAUCAAUAAAAGUGAUAAAAAACAAUUUCAUUAAUUUUUUAAUAGAAGAAAUUAAGGAUGUAAUUAUUGAAGAUAAUAAACACAUUGAAGAGGCGAAAAAAAUUCAUGAAAAGUAUGGACAAGCCUUUCUCUCUGCAGCACUAUAUUAUAUACAAAAAAAGAAACUAUUUAAAAAGAAUUUUAAGAAAAAAGAUUAUUGUUCCAAUAUAACUUUCAUUGUAGAAAGAAAUAUUCUGUUAAAUACGAAGGAUAAGACCAUUAAUUUUUUAAAUGAUCUGUUAAAUUUUAAAAAAAAUGUUGGUGAUAUAAAUUUUUUUAUUCAAAAUUAUGUAUACUGCAAAAGGGGAUAUAUUCUAUCCGUUCCUGAGGAUAUAUACAACGUAAUUCACAAGAACAAAAAUGCAGGGGCAAAUGCAAACAGAUAUGCAAAUGUGCACAUGUACAUUUUGUAUAAUAAUUAUGAAAAGCAAUUCAGAGCUACCCACGUUAAGAGGGGGGGGGAGUACAAGUCGAAAAAAUCGCUUAGGAGAUUAAAAAAACGGAUGAACAUGAAAAUGGAAAGGAUUGAGAUGAAUAAGCUCAAGAGUCGGAUGACUUCCACUUUUAAAUUAAGCAAAAGAAAUUCAAAAAUGGAAAAAUCACGAAUGGGAGAAAAUGCAAGAACAGAAACUUCAUGA